Messenger RNA from Folsomia candida, 444 nucleotides. RefSeq names its product ABC transporter G family member 20-like. The record is from RefSeq and is a predicted model, not a curated record. The transcript has 5 exons. The coding region runs from base 1 to 444 and encodes 147 amino acids. Gene Ontology annotation, molecular function: ATP hydrolysis activity; ATP binding. NCBI's taxonomy places the organism in Eukaryota, Metazoa, Arthropoda, Collembola, Entomobryomorpha, Isotomidae.
AUGGCCCUAGCCAUACGAAACGGAACGAAAGGAUAUACAGAAGGGAAAUUUGUGCUUAAUAAUCUCAACAUGAGUGUUGCUCGGGGAGAGAUUUAUGGUCUCCUUGGAGCAAGUGGUUGCGGGAAGACGACCCUGCUGUCCUGUGUCGUCGGCCUGCGUAGGCUCGAUAGUGGUGGCAUCUUCGUGUUUGGUCACCAAAGGAAAGGUCACCUGGGUCACUUGUGUGGCUACAUGCCUCAGGAAAUUUCCCUCUUACGUAUUUAUACCAUUCACGAGGUACUCCACCAUUUCGGGAUGAUUUACGGCAUGUCGCACGAAGCUAUUGAAACGGAGAUCAAAUUUCUCGCCACAUUUCUCGACCUACCCCCCACCACGAGGCGCAUUGAACACUUAAGUGCCACUACCCCACUUAUGGCGAAUCGCUCUCUCUCGGCCACAAAGUAA